UCUCCGAUUUUUAAAUUUCUGUAAUAUUUUAAUACCCUCUUUCGUUAUGACAGAAUACGAGACCAUCGCAAGUAUUCAAGGGUUGGACGGCGACUCCUUUAACCCCCAUCAAGACGCUGCGCUCGACCUUUCAAUUCUUGCAGAGCGCGACAUCAUAGGAAUUGAUUCGGAAGUGUCGACGAAUCAUUUCUGCGCGUCUAUCCAUGCCAGAACGAUGCCCAAAGAGGACGAAGAUUGUAGAACACCCAUUGACCUGAUUGUUGUGUUGGAUGUAUCAGGGUCGAUGACCGGCAACAAGCUGAAGCUUUGCAAGAAGACACUGACAAUGCUGCUCAGAGUGUUGCAAACUCAAGAUCGCUUCGGGCUAAUCUCAUUCGGCUCGGAUGCACGGGUUGAAUUUCCUGCUCAAGCCAUGAGUAAGCAGAACAAGGCGUCCGCAUUGCAGAAGAUCCAGAGCCUGACGACACGCGGAUGUACCAACAUGUCAGCGGCACUUGGUCUCGCGGUUCAAGAAUUGAAGAUUAUCGAGAAAUCAAACCCUGUUCGGAGUCUCUUCUUUCUGACUGAUGGUCUCGCGAACGAAGGCAUUAGUGAUCUUGACGGGCUAGUCAGUCUCACUCGAAACUGUCUCCUACCAUCUGACAACCCUUCAAACGUUCUCAACAGCGAAGUUAUGAUAGCAGAGUGUUUGGACGACCUCGCUACGUCGCAGCACCAGAUCACUCGACUUCCUGUUGCUGAGAUUGAAAGUGUUUGUAGGGCACCGAUCACACUUCACACGUUUGGAUAUGGAAGGGACCAUAAUGCUGCACUUCUAGAGAGUUUAGCUGACACCACACAAGGAGGCGCCUACUAUUUUAUCGAAGAUGAUAGCAAUGUUGGAAGUGCUUUCGGCAACGCUCUCGGUGGCAUCAUGUCGAUUGUGGCCCAAAAUGCUGUUUUGACUAUCCGACUUCCAUCCGAAGCCGAAGCACGAGGAGCAAGGAUUGUUGAGGUCUAUCACGACCAGGCUAUUAAAAGAGAAAAUGACAUCUACACUGUAUCUCUUGGAGACUUCUACGCGGAAGAGUCCCGCGAUGUGAUAUUCAAGAUGGAGCUGACCAAGCCAGCAUUUACGUCAACUUUGCCGGUGGCCCACGUGGAAGUCACUCUUGCUUACACCGAUACGCUCAAAAAGAUGCCGGCCAAUACAGAUGCGUUCAUUGGCUAUGUACGUCGCCCGGUGGGUGCUGAAUACUCGGCGCAGAACCACUACAUUGAAGGUCAGUUGCUUCGUGUGCUGGCAAUUCGCGAAAUGAAGUCAGCCGAAGAUUUGGCCAAUCAAGGAAACUUCCAGGAAGCCCAGAACCGAAUUGAGAAUAUCAUUGCAAAGUGUCGUCAAGCAUCUCCGACAGUCCGGGAUAUGCAGUCCAUAUCAUUGUUGGUUGAUGAUCUAUUUGAUGCGAAAGCUUCGGUUCACAGCUCAUCCACCUUUCGACAGUCCGGUAUGCAUCGUAUGGCGCACCGACGUUUGGAGCAUGUCAAUCAACGCAGUAACAUGGUCAAUGCCACAGGAGGGGCCUACGCCACCACCACAAGAGUGGCGUAUGCCAAAAUGUUUCAGUCGAAGGAUGGCUGAGGUUUAUAAAGAAGCAGUUCGCUGGCAACAACCAUUGGGUCUGUGAACGCAAUUCCAUUUUACACACACGGUAAAAACGAGUCUAUAAUUUAUGCAUCAACAUCUUUGCC
Molecule: messenger RNA, 1728 nt
Organism: Phaeodactylum tricornutum CCAP 1055/1
Lineage: Eukaryota; Bacillariophyta; Bacillariophyceae; Surirellales; Neidiaceae
Exons: 1
Coding region: 47-1618 (523 amino acids)
Source: RefSeq, a predicted model, not a curated record